Molecule: messenger RNA, 1122 nt
Organism: Pollicipes pollicipes
Lineage: Eukaryota; Metazoa; Arthropoda; Thecostraca; Pollicipedomorpha; Pollicipedidae
Product: cystinosin homolog
Exons: 9
Coding region: 1-1056 (351 amino acids)
Biological process (GO): L-cystine transport
Cellular component (GO): lysosomal membrane
Molecular function (GO): L-cystine transmembrane transporter activity
Source: RefSeq, a predicted model, not a curated record
AUGGAGCGGGGGAGAAGAGGAGCGGGAACCAUCUAUAACGGCUUUGUUCUUGCGCUGGAAGAGAAAACCGAGAAACCUGCACCGAUUCCGGAGAGCGUGACGCUGACGUUCCAGCGGAGCGACGCUGACGUUCUGGAGCCGAUCCCGCCGCUGCUGCUGCCGGGGAACUCCGCAGACACCGCCACCGUGCCGUUGGUGCCGAAGAGCCGCGGCCACUGCACUGUCACGGCCAACGCCAGUCUGCCGGACGAUCAGUUCAGUGCGUCCGGUGUGUUCGUGCGCGUGAACGUGCUGGAGACGUUCGGACUGGACACGUUCAGCUCGGUCGUUGGCUGGUGCUACUUCGUCGCCUGGACCAUCUCGUUUUACCCGCAGAUGUACAUCAACUGGAAACGGAAAAGCGUGGUUGGAUUCAAUUUCGACUUCCUGGCGCUAAAUCUCGUCGGAUUCACCUUCUACUCUGUCUUUAACUGUGGCCUGUACUUCUCCAGCGCGAUACAGGACAUGUACCGGGCAGACCAUGCGUUCGGCUUUGUUCCGGUGGCCGCCAAUGAUGUCGUGUUUGCGCUGCACGCCCUGUGCGCGUGCGUGGCCAUCGUGCUGCAGUGUCUCAUGUACGAGCGAGGGGACCAGCGGGUCUCCACGGCAGCCAGAGGUCUUCUGGUGAUCUUCGCCGUCGUGAUAAUCAUCACCGCCAUCAUCACGGGCUGCGGAGUCGUCAACUGGCUCUGGUUCCUUUACGUGUUCUCAUACUUGAAGCUGGCCAUCACCAUAGUCAAAUACGUGCCACAGGCGUAUCUCAACUACCGGCGGAGGAGCACUGAAGGCUGGGCGAUCGGGCACGUGCUGCUAGACUUCACGGGCGGAUUGCUCAGCGUUCUGCAAAUGUUUGUGGACGCCUAUAAUUACGACGACUGGACUGCCAUAUUUGGAAACCCGACCAAGUUCGGAUUGGGGCUGGUGGCAAUUUUUUUCGAUGCCCUGUUUACGUGCCAACACUACUGUUUAUAUACGUCCCGCCGGUCGGAGCUGUUGGACUCAGGAGCGCACCGGUGACUCGUCUGCCGGUGGCGGGACGGACUUCAAGCUCGAGUCAGACUGACGAUUCUAGGGCCGGCCGCC